AUGUCUGGCAAGCUCGACCAAGCUCUCGACGACAUCACCCAGGCCCAGCGCCGUGGUGCUCGCCGUCGCUCCAACCCUCGCCGCGCUGCCGGACGCCCUGCCGCGGCCGCUCCUAUCGGUGGAAUCCAGAAGAACACCAAGCCCGCACGUGGUUCAGGCGCGAAGCCCGCUCCGGCCAAGGCCGCUCCCACCAACAGUGACAGCAAGAUCAUUGUGAGCAAUCUGCCUAAGGACGUCUCGGAGCAGCAGAUUAAGGACUAUUUUAUCCAGUCCGUUGGACCUAUCAAGCGAGUAGAGCUUGUCUACGGCCCCAACUCACAGAGCCGCGGUGUUGCCAACGUCACCUUCCACAAGUCCGAUGGCGCUAGCAAGGCCUUCCAAAAGUUGAACGGUCUUCUCGUUGACAACCGACCGAUUAAGAUUGAGAUCGUCGUCGGAGCCGCCCAGGCUGACAAGGUCAUUCCUACCGCCAAGAGCCUCGCUGAGCGUACUAGCCAGCCCAAGGCCCAAGCCAAGGCUCAACCCAAGUCGGCUGCUGCUGACAAGCACAACGCCGGUGCGGCCAAGGGAGCCGCCAAGGGAGCUGCUAACAAGAAGCGCCGUGGUCGCAGCAGCCGUCCUGCCAAGAAGACUCAAGAGGAACUCGACUCAGAGAUGGCUGAUUAUUUUGUCGCCCCUGCCGCUGAGGCUGCCGGCAAUACUGCUGCUCCUGCUGCCGCACCAGCUCCCACUGCUGAUGCUGAUAUGGAUGAGAUUGCUUAA
Molecule: messenger RNA, 762 nt
Organism: Fusarium pseudograminearum CS3096
Lineage: Eukaryota; Fungi; Ascomycota; Sordariomycetes; Hypocreales; Nectriaceae
Exons: 5
Coding region: 1-762 (253 amino acids)
Biological process (GO): mRNA export from nucleus
Cellular component (GO): nucleus
Molecular function (GO): mRNA binding
Source: RefSeq, a predicted model, not a curated record